UCGCAGCGCCUGGGAGCAGCGGAGGGGUCCGGGCAGGGAUAAAGCGGAUGCGAUUUCUGGGGAAGGAGUGAAGGACACUGCGAACACGCCUGAGCUAUGGCAUUGCUGUGCUACAACAAGGGCUGCGGGCAGAGGUUUGAUCCCGAGCACAACGCCGAGGAUUCCUGCCUGUAUCACCCAGGUGUCCCCAUUUUCCACGACGCCCUGAAGGGCUGGUCUUGUUGCAAGAAACGCACAACGGACUUCUCCGAGUUCCUCUCCAUAAAGCCAGGAAUUUGCUGUCUUUUUCCAAGGACCCUCCAAGCAAGGGUGCUGCUCCCAAAGUGCAAGGGAUGCACGAAGGGGUUUCACAGCAAGGAGAAGCCCCCUGAGCCUUCCAGCCAAGAGAAGACCUCAGAUGAACCAAAGGCCAAACCAGUGAAGGAGCUCAUCGUCCAAGGACCAAAAUCAGCUGAGAAGAUGCUGCGGGAAAGACCGAGCUCUGAUGAGCCAAGACAACUGCUGCCAAUUAAAGUAUCCAGGUCUCUGGAGCAGGCACUGGAGAAACUGAACAUGUCCUCUGAGGACAAGACGCUCGAGAGCAGUUGUACAGGUGAGGAGGCUGGCCAGGUGAGAGCUGGCACCACGUGCAAGAACACAGCCUGCAAGGCGAUCUACCAGGGCCCAGAGAGCAACACUGAGGUCUGUACGUUUCAUCCUGGCGUUCCUGUCUUCCAUGAGGGGAUGAAGUACUGGAGCUGCUGUGGAAUCAAAACCACAGACUUCAGUGCCUUUAUGGAGCAGCCGGGCUGCAGCUGUGGGUGUCACUGCUGGACAGAAAAGAAGGACAAGAAGGCAGUGCUGUGCCGGCAGGACUGGCACCAAACCAGCAACCAGGUGGUGGUGACAGUCUAUGCCAAGAACCCCCUGCCUGCCCUCAGCAGUGUGAAGGCCAAUCGCACCGUGCUUGAGGCUCAUGUCAUCUUUGAAGGAAAUAAGAUUUUCCAGGCAGAACUGGAGCUCUGGGGGACCAUUGAUGUAGAGAAGAGCUUUGUGAGCAUGGUCCCAGCCAAGGUGGAGAUCACGCUUUGCAAAGCCAGCCCUGGCUCCUGGGCCAGGCUGGAGCUCCCCCAAAGCAAAUUGCAGCCCUGUGGUGAGCAAGAGAAGGAAGCUGCAAACACAGAGGAGCCUGGGGCUGUGCAGGAGGAGGACUCUGAUGACAGCUUGAGCUGGUCCGAGGAGGAAGAUGAAGAGUUGGAGAUGGGAACACCAGCUAUGAUAACAUCAAGUAAUUGAUGGUCAAGUGCUGCAGCAGCUGAGCAUUGCUGGUUUCUGAACUGCUGGGCAUCUUGGCACCAGCUCCAGAAGAGCAGACCUAGUCCAGAACUGUGUGCAGGCUGCACCAUGGCCUCUCCUCGGGUCAGAAGGGACAAUUAAUAAACACCCAGAGCAAAGGCUGCCCUCUGAAAUCCAUGAUGGGCGCUUAAGAAACAUCAGCAGGCAAAACCCCGCCUCUGUCACUUCCUCUCAUGUGCCUGGCUGGGGCAGGACUAUUGCCCUGAUUUUUAAAAGUGUUAAGUUUUCUUUUAUAGUUCUUUUGAGAGUUUUAAAGUUCUCAUAAAACUUA
Molecule: messenger RNA, 1606 nt
Organism: Taeniopygia guttata (zebra finch)
Lineage: Eukaryota; Metazoa; Chordata; Aves; Passeriformes; Estrildidae
Gene: ITGB1BP2
Product: integrin subunit beta 1 binding protein 2
Source: RefSeq, a predicted model, not a curated record